This is a messenger RNA of Colletotrichum graminicola M1.001, 1434 nucleotides long. Its product is annotated as serine incorporator. The coding region runs from base 1 to 1434 and encodes 477 amino acids. Lineage: Eukaryota; Fungi; Ascomycota; Sordariomycetes; Glomerellales; Glomerellaceae. Gene Ontology annotation, cellular component: membrane. The transcript is spliced from 3 exons. The record is from RefSeq and is a predicted model, not a curated record.
AUGGGUGCGUUGCUGUCUUUACCGUUAAUGGCGGUACCGAGUAUGGGCACGGUCAUAGGCUUUGCUGCCAGUUGCUGCGGUGCAGCAACAUGCUCAGCUGUAUGCAGCGCCUGUGGGAAAUGCGGCAACAGUGUCGCCACCCGCAUCGGAUACGCCCUCAUACUCCUCGUUAACUCGAUUCUGUCUUGGAUAAUGCUUACCCCGUGGGCCAUCAAGAAGCUCGAACAUCUCAUGCUCGAUUACGUCAAGAUUGACUGCCCCAACGGUCAGUGUUACGGUUGGAUGGCGGUCCACCGCUUCAACUUUGCCCUGGGCCUCUUCCAUCUCAUCUUUGCCGGCCUCCUUUUUGGUGUCACGUCUUCCAAGAAUCCACGCGCCGCCAUUCAAAAUGGUUACUGGGGCCCCAAAGUCAUCGUUUGGCUCGCCUUUGUUGUCCUUUCUUUCCUGAUCCCCGACGAGUUCUUCCAGUUUUACGGCGCCUACAUAGCUCGCUUUGGGGGAAUGUUGUUCCUCAUCCUCGGCCUCAUCCUGCUUGUUGAUCUCGCACAUAAUUGGGCCGAAUACUGCCUCGAACAGAUCGAAGAUACUGAUUCCAAGGUCUGGCGGACAGUGCUCAUUGGCUCAACUUUGGGCAUGUACCUUGCCUCUCUUGCCAUGACCAUUGUCCAGUACAUCUUCUUCGCUGGGUCCGGCUGCUCCAUGAAUCAGGCGGCCAUCACCAUCAACCUCUUGCUCUGGAUUGCCAUUUCAUUCAUUUCGGUUCACCCCACAGUUCAGGAGUACAAUCCCAAGGCUGGCUUGGCCCAGGGCGCCAUGGUCGCCGUUUACUGCACUUACUUAACCAUGUCUGCCGUCUCGAUGGAACCGGACGACAAACAGUGCAAUCCACUGGUUCGUGCGCAAGGCACUCGGACGACUUCGGUUGUUAUUGGUGCCGUUGUCACAAUGCUUACCAUUGCGUACACCACCACGAGGGCUGCUACCCAGAGUCUUGGAUUAGGCUCCUCUGGCGGCAUCCGUCUUCCCGAGGAGGACGAACAUGACCUCGUCACCCAGCAGCCCAAUGGCCAUAAGCAGAUGCGAGCCGAGGCUUUGCGUCGUGCAGUUGAAGAGGGCAGCUUGCCGGCGGACGCCCUUUUGUCUGAUGACGAGAGCGAGGCCGGCGGCAGUCAUACUCACGGUGAUGACGAGCGUACAAGGACCCAAUACAACUACACUGUGUUCCACAUCAUUUUCUUCUUAGCAACGACAUGGAUCGCAACCCUGCUGACCCAAAGCUACGACGACCAGAAUGCCGAUGGUAACUUUGCCCCUGUUGGCCGGUCAUAUUGGGCUAGUUGGGUUAAGAUUGUCAGCGCCUGGGUCUGCUAUGCCAUGUACGCUUGGACAUUGGUGGCUCCGGUCAUUCUCCCUGACCGCUUCGACUUUUCAUGA